This is a messenger RNA of Rhipicephalus microplus (southern cattle tick), 2196 nucleotides long. Its product is annotated as endothelin-converting enzyme 1-like. Lineage: Eukaryota; Metazoa; Arthropoda; Arachnida; Ixodida; Ixodidae. The record is from RefSeq and is a predicted model, not a curated record.
AUGACGCAGAAGAAGAUGGCUCCAGGUGAAAGCAAGAGUGCAUCGCCGUUUAUUCCGCGCCUCUUUGCAGCCGCCAAGAAAUCGUGGUCGCCUCCGAACAGAACGCCACAGUCUCCACGUGGAUUGCGCGACGAGGGGCCGGUCACCUACUCCAAGCGGGUGGUUUGCGCAGUCGUUUUCGCCGCUGCAGCCGUCAUCGUCGUUGCCGUGGUAACCAUCUUCUACGUCUCCGCGGUGAUCGCCCGGAUGUUCGCAGGAAACGGUGAGCGAUCGGAGGAACGCUUAAGUCUCUCGUGUCGCACCGAAGGCUGUUCCCGGUUCGAGGCGCUGCUCGUGGACACCCUCAACGCCAGCGUCGACCCGUGCCACGACUUCAAGGCGUACGUCAGCUCGCGCUGGCUCCCCGACCCGUCCAAGGAGCUGGAUGAACACUGGCGUUACGAGUGGGACGUGAAAUACGCCUGGGGUCGCAUGGUGGUAGACGAGAUACGACUGCACCGCCAUACGUCGCCGCUGGAACGCCUCAUAUCCGAUUCCUUCGAAGCAUGUGCGCACAGGGCCACGGAGAACGCGGCCGAGACGCGCCGGAAGUUCAAGCAGCUGAUGCGCGACCUCGGCAUUCCUUGGCCCGAAAAGCCGCCCGCCGACGUGGACCCGUUUGAAGCUCACCUCAACCUGAGCAUCCGCUGGAACAUACCACUCUGGUUCGAUGUCAAGAUGCUUCCGCCGCUCGCCGACACCUCAAGAGGUCGCAAGGUGAUCUACAUCUAUCCGAGUGCAUACGCCAAAUUCUGGAAAGGUCAGUACCUCGUCAUGACCAGCCAGGCCACGAUUCUCCGAUACUUGGACCAGUACUUGGCCUAUUUUCGCCCCGACUCGACUCGGAAUGCCAGCGGCGAGGGGGCCACCGAACUGUGCCCGUAUCGCGCUGUGUAUGAUCUAACCAGGCUCAUCGUCUUUCAGCUCGCCGAAGUCGUCACAAAGGACAAGUCUGUCAUGGUCUUUAAGCUCGACUCUCUAGCACAAGCGUUUGGUCUGAAAACAGAACGCCUCGUUUCAUUGAUGAGCAAGUACUUCCUUACCGAGAACUUCUCAUCUUUCGAACCAGAGGACACGGCCAUCGUGAAGGCGACGGGCACGUUGGACGUCGUCCGUCAAAUCAUCACGACGUCGGAUGCCUCGGCAUUGUUGAGCCACCUGGGUUGGUGGAUGCUGCAGGUCUACGCACCCGUAGCGGACAACCGCUUCUUCGUUCAGAAGUACGGAAGCGUUGAGAAGGCCGAGCUGCUGCGCCCGCUGUUCUGUGAGACCCAGGUCGAGACUUCCUUCAAGCUCCUGCUACUCGUCAAUCACAUGUCUCUCAACUUUCGCAGACGCGCUCAGCGAGACAUCCACGAACUCCUGACCAGCGUUCGAGAGGCUGUCGUGGCCGGGUGCGACAAGUCGGACUUGUCGGCCGACGUCAAGAAGUUGCUCGCCACUAAGCUGAAACGCUUGAGCGUCAACUUGUGGCCCAAACCGGAGUUCCAGUCUGUGUCUCUGCUCCAGCGCGUCUACUCGUUCAAGUACGCGAGCAAGAAGACCAUGCUGGACUACUGGAUCUCCGAGAGGCUCGGCAACGCGGCGCUCAUCGGUGGCAGCGCGUACUUCGAGGACAAGCGGCUGCCGCAUGGCAACUCGAAGGACCCGUUCUCUUACGACAGCAUAUUGGACACCGUCAGUUUGUCGAUGGUCGCCGUGCACGAGCCGUUUUACUACAUCCACGACGAGGCUUUCGGUGCGAUUAACUACGGUGGUCUGGGCGCAGGCUUCGCGAAUGUCCUCUUGGAAGGCCUCGAAAACGACCCCGCGUUGCGUCACGCCGUGGCUGGUGACGCAUCGAACCGCGCUAACGACGGAAACGACACCGCACCCUGGGGUUCUGCGACCAGCAGCAAUACUACUGGUUCGCAGCGGCCUGAGCUCGGUCUAGUCGGCCCAGCCUUUCUGCCGGCAUUUCGCGCGUUCCAGGCGAAGAUGCAUGGCAAGGGCCUUGUUAACGCGGGCCCAUUCUCGCCGGCGAAAGUUUUCUUCGUCAACUUCUGCCACAGUCAGACGCGCAUGUCGGCCAGCUUCGACUGCAAUGCAGCUCUGCGCGGAGUGGACGAUUUCGUCAGCGCGUUUCGUUGCAGACGUGGCAGCUAUAUGAAUCCUUGA